Lichtheimia ornata is the source of this 984-nucleotide messenger RNA. RefSeq lists its product as uncharacterized. The transcript has 5 exons. Bases 1 to 984 code for a protein of 327 amino acids. Lineage: Eukaryota; Fungi; Mucoromycota; Mucoromycetes; Mucorales; Lichtheimiaceae. Gene Ontology annotation, molecular function: protein binding; RNA binding. Gene Ontology annotation, biological process: spliceosomal snRNP assembly. The record is from RefSeq and is a predicted model, not a curated record. Gene Ontology annotation, cellular component: SMN complex.
AUGACGAGAUUACGACAAGCAGCCAUUGAAACGCAAUCCCCACCUGUGACAUGUGUUGGUCACUCGCGUCCUGUGGUUGACAUUCACUUUUCGGUGCUCAAUGACGAGGGGAAGUACUACAUGAUAUCCGCUUCAAAAGAUAACAAGGCCAUGAUACGUGAAGGCGACACGGGUGAUUGGAUCGGGACACUGGUUGGACAUCAAAACAUUGUAUGGAGCGCACGGCUAUCUCGCUAUGCCCAUCGAGCUGUCACGGGAUCGGCUGAUUGCUUUGUCAAAGUCUGGGACACAAACAAUGGUCAAGAACUUGCUUCUUUUGAGAAUGAAUACACAGUGCGUACCGUCAACUUCAGCCCUGAUGCUACACGCAUUGUCGCCGGUGGACAUGAGAAGAAGCUGAAGAUCUAUGAUUUAUAUCGACCUGAUGCACCAGCACUGGAAGGAAGGGCUUAUCAAGGAACGAUCCGAGCAACCGUAUGGCACCCUUCACAUCAAAGUAUACUCUUCAGUGGAUGCGAGGAUGGAAACAUUCGUGUUCAUGAUACUCGAAUCAUGCGAUCCCAUGUCACAUGCUUUGCUACCAGCGAUGCUGUAUCAUGCAUCAAUCUUACGGCUGAUGGUGAAACGGUCUACUGGGCAGCAAAACAUCAAGUAUACUUCUGGUCACUUGCUUUAGGUUUUUCCCAUGAUCCUACAAUGAUCACACGCCAUGAAAUGUCCAAGCCUGUGAAAUCGGUGUCAGUCCAUCCAAACGGGGAGAAGUUCGUAUAUGGAAGUGAAGAAGAUUCGGAUAUCCACAUUUGUGAUGCCAUGUCAGGAAAGGAGCAAGAGACACGCCAAGGUCACAAGGAUCGGAUUCACUCGGUCAGCUACAGCCCUGAUGGAGAGCUUUUUGCUACAGGAUCAGAGGAUUCCCAAAUACGUCUUUGGCAAACCAAUCCCACAAAAUCAUAUGGGUUGUGGCGGACGACAAGCACAUCAUGA